CGGCUGCUGCGGCGCCUCAUAUCCGGUGUCCGCCCGCCCUCGCCGCCGCCGCUGCUCCGCGAUGCUAUCCAGGUCUCGCUGCGUGUCCCGGGCACUCAGCCGUUCGCUCACCGCCUUCCAGAAGGGGAACUGCCCUCUAGGGAGACGUUCCCUGCCUGGGGUCUCGUUAUGUCAGGGAGCAGGUUACCCUGAUAGCAGGAAGAUUGUCAUAAACAAUAGUAGUGUCUUCAGUGUUCGCUACUUCAGAACGACAGGCGUGUGCAAGGAUGAUGUGGUUACCGUCAAAACCCCAGCGUUUGCAGAAUCUGUAACAGAGGGGGAUGUCAGGUGGGAAAAAGCUGUUGGAGAUACAGUUGCAGAAGAUGAAGUGGUUUGUGAGAUUGAAACUGACAAGACAUCCGUGCAGGUUCCUUCACCAGCACAUGGCGUGAUUGAAGCUCUUUUGGUACCUGAUGGGGGCAAAGUAGAAGGCGGCACUCCUCUUUUCACACUCAGGAAAACUGGCGCUGCUCCUGCUAAGGCUAAACCAGCUGAAGCUCCUGCUGCUGCAGCCCCGAAAGCAGAGCCGACAGCGCCCCCGGUUCCUCCUCCCUCGGCCGCACCCAUCCCCACUCAGAUGCCUCCAGUGCCCUCGCCCUCACAACCUCUUGCUAGCAAACCGGUGUCUGCAGUAAAGCCCACCGCUGCUCCGCCAGCAGCUGAGCCCGGAGCUGGCCCAGGUCUGCGUUCAGAACACCGGGAGAAAAUGAACAGGAUGCGGCAGCGCAUUGCUCAGCGUCUGAAGGAAGCCCAGAAUACGUGUGCUAUGCUGACUACUUUCAAUGAGGUUGACAUGAGUAACAUUCAGGAGAUGAGGGCCCGGCACAAAGAUGCUUUUCUGAAGAAACAUAACCUUAAACUAGGCUUCAUGUCGGCAUUUGUGAAGGCCUCGGCCUUUGCCUUACAGGAGCAGCCUGUUGUAAAUGCAGUGAUUGAUGAUGCAGCCAAAGAGGUGGUGUAUAGGGAUUACAUUGACAUCAGUGUUGCAGUGGCCACUCCACGGGGUCUGGUGGUUCCUGUCAUCAGGAAUGUGGAAACAAUGAAUUACGCAGAUAUUGAGAGAACCAUCAGUGAACUAGGGGAGAAGGCCCGAAAGAAUGAACUUGCCAUUGAAGAUAUGGAUGGUGGCACUUUCACCAUUAGCAACGGAGGCGUUUUCGGCUCACUGUUCGGAACACCCAUUAUCAAUCCUCCUCAGUCUGCUAUCCUGGGCAUGCACGGCAUCUUUGAUAGGCCGGUGGCCGUGGGAGGCAAGGUGGAGGUGCGGCCUAUGAUGUACGUGGCACUGACCUACGACCACCGCCUGAUCGAUGGCAGAGAGGCAGUGACUUUCCUCCGCAAAAUCAAGGCAGCAGUAGAGGAUCCCAGAGUCCUCCUUCUGGACCUUUAGGAGGAAGCUGCAAGUCCUCCCAAGUCGACCAUACAGGAACUGAAAACCAGUCUUCUCCCUGUCCCCUCACGGGUCCUGGGUUAGCCUGGUGCAAACAGGCACACGUGUUGGCCUCAAGGAAGCCAGGGCACUAUGUAACCAGCAGUCACAGGCCUCUUCUGGUGGUGUUCCUGCCAGGCGCUCUCCCUCUGCGCACCUUCCUCAUACUUCUUAGGCUCGAAAGAGUCUUCAUGGAUGCUCAUUAGUAUUCCUCUGCCUUUCUU
This is a messenger RNA of Elephantulus edwardii (Cape elephant shrew), 1692 nucleotides long. It is a transcript of the gene DLST, whose product is annotated as dihydrolipoamide S-succinyltransferase (E2 component of 2-oxo-glutarate complex). The transcript is spliced from 15 exons. Bases 62 to 1429 code for a protein of 455 amino acids. Gene Ontology annotation, cellular component: oxoglutarate dehydrogenase complex. Gene Ontology annotation, biological process: tricarboxylic acid cycle. Gene Ontology annotation, molecular function: dihydrolipoyllysine-residue succinyltransferase activity. NCBI's taxonomy places the organism in Eukaryota, Metazoa, Chordata, Mammalia, Macroscelidea, Macroscelididae. The record is from RefSeq and is a predicted model, not a curated record.